This is a messenger RNA of Paraphaeosphaeria sporulosa, 3493 nucleotides long. RefSeq lists its product as uncharacterized. Gene Ontology annotation, biological process: vesicle-mediated transport; vacuole organization; endosome organization. NCBI's taxonomy places the organism in Eukaryota, Fungi, Ascomycota, Dothideomycetes, Pleosporales, Didymosphaeriaceae. The record is from RefSeq and is a predicted model, not a curated record. The transcript has 3 exons. Gene Ontology annotation, cellular component: endosome; HOPS complex. The coding region runs from base 325 to 3237 and encodes 970 amino acids. Gene Ontology annotation, molecular function: protein-macromolecule adaptor activity.
UGCAACACAACCCACAUCCAGUUGACGGAUGAAGAAAUCACGACAAAGUGGCUUCGACUUGCACUCCACCUCUGUCUUCGCGACUUGCUCAUGAAAUGCACGUCGGUCGUGGAUUUACGUUCUGUAGCGUUGCCGAACCAUCGCCGAACCAUCGCCCGGCCGAGCUCCCCAAGCUCAGGCGUCGCUGCUCGUCCACAUCGCGAAGCCACCGCAGUGCCCGCGUCACCAGGUCCAGAGGCUCGUCCCGGCUGCCGAAGCUGCCCCACGUCCCCGCCGUCAUGAGCGCGCCGUAAAGAGAGCCAAACCCCCGCAAAGCAGCCCACCAUGGCGUACGAUUCAUCGGCGGGAUAUGCCGCGCCCGGCGCGAGCAGCUUCCAGGACGGCGAUGCGACGCUUCCCAUGUUCAACAUCGAGCGUGUGUCGCUGCAGUUCUCGGUCGCUUCCGACUUUGUGGCCGCCGCCGUCGCAAACAACGUGCUCGUGCUCGCCCUGUCCACGGGACGCAUCCUGCGCAUCGACCUGGACAGUCCCGCCGACAUCGACGAUAUCGACCUGCCCAAGAAGACGUCCGAGGUCGGCGUCAUCAAGCGCUUGUUCCUCGAUCCGUCGGCGUCCCACCUCGUCAUCACCACCACCCUCGCCGAGAACUUCUACCUCCACACCCAGUCGCGGACGCCCAAGGCCUUGUCCAGGCUCAAAGGCGUCGCAAUCGAAAGCAUAGCAUGGAACCCCUCCCAGCCCACCGCCUCGACGCGCGAGGUUCUCGUUGGUGCGUCCGACGGAAACGUAUAUGAAGUCUACAUCGAGCCGUCGUCCGAGUUCUAUCGCCGGGAAGAGCGCUAUCUUAAGGGCGUGUACAAGACCAACGAUGGGCCCAUCACAGGCCUGUGGACCGACAUCGUGCCCGGGAGGAACGACUUGCGACGCGUCAUCAUCGCAACCCCCUCCACGUUUCUGCAUUUCGCCGGCAAGGUGGGGCGCCACGGCCACGAAGGGAGCGGCUCCAUCUUCUCCAAGCUCUUCGAAACCGAAUCGGCAACGGUGCACGAGAUCGCCAACGUCGCCUCCACCGCCACCUCGCUCCUCGCCGUGUCGCCUGAGAUCGAAGACAUACCCUCGUCCGAUCAUGCAAACACCGAGAGGAUAUUUGGGUGGCUGACUUCGCAGGGUGUGCUCCAUGGCAAAUUGCACUUGGCCUCGGACACUUCUGAGCUGGGCGGGAAAGUGCUUGGCGAGUCGAAGAUGCUGCCUAGAUCACAGAUACCGCCCUCACAAAGCGCCAGCGGGCGCAACAGGCGGACGCAAGAGUCUGUCACUUCCAUGAUCCUCAGUCAGUGGCACAUACUGCAACUGAUUGAUGGCAGGAUAGUGGCCACAAACCGAUUGGACGACACCAUCGUGCUCGACCAAGUAGUAUUGGAGCCCGGCCAGACUGCGGUAGCCCUGGUAGCAGAUAUCAAGAAGAACACUUACUGGCUCUUUACGAAUCAGGACAUCUUUGAGGUUGUCAUCACAGAAGAGAGCCGAGACGUCUGGAAGAUCAUGCUCAAGGCGCAGCAAUUCGAUGCCGCAUCGCAAUACGCAAAGACAGCGGCGCAAAAGGAUGCCGUAGCAACAGCAUCAGGCGAUUACCUGGUUGGAAAAGGACAAUACUCGGAAGCCGCAGCCGUCUAUGGCCGAAGCACCAAGCCUUUCGAACAGGUGGCACUGACAUUCAUCGACAAGGGUGAGCAGGAUGCUUUACGCAAGUACUUGCUCACCAAACUUUCCACCUUGAAGAAGUCGUCUACCAUGCAGCGAAUCAUGGUCGCCACGUGGCUCACUGAACUCUACAUGGCUAAGCUCAACACCCUGGACGAUACCAUCACCACCAAGGCAGAGCUUUCCGAGAGCAUGAACACCGCUGAGACCCAGGAUCAGUUGUCAGUCGUUCGGAAAGAAUACCAAGAGUUCGUAACCAAGUACAAGUCUGAUCUAGAUCGAAAGACAGUCUACGAAAUCAUCAGUAGUCACGGAAGAGAAGAGGAGCUGUUGUACUUCGCUACAGUGGUCAAUGACUACAACUAUGUCCUCGCCUACUGGGUCCAACGGGAACGGUGGCGCGAGACUUUGGAUGUGCUCAAAAAGCAAACCGAUCCCGACGUCUUCUACAAGUACAGCAGUGUACUUAUGGCGCAGGUUGCAGUGGAUCUCGUCGAGAUUAUGAUGCGACAAACGAAUUUGAAUGCCCGCAAGCUCAUACCCGCCUUCCUUAACUACAACAAUAUUACCAAGGUCCCGCUAAACCAGAAUCAAGCGGUGCGAUACCUGCUGUUUGAGAUCAACCAGCAUCAAUCGACAGAUGCAGCCGUCCACAAUACGCUGAUUUCCAUUUAUGCCUCGCAUUUCACAAGCGAUGAGUCGGCGCUACUUGCGUAUCUCGAAGGGCAAUCGAUGGCCCAUGAGCAGAACUACGACGCUGACUUCGCCCUUCGUCUCUGUAUACAGCACAACCGCGUACAGUCUUGCGUUCACAUCUACAGCUCCAUGGGACAGUAUGUGCAAGCUGUCGACUUAGCACUCAAAUACGACGAGAUCGAUCUUGCUAGUAACGUUGCGGACCGCUCCAACACCGAGCCCGCUUUGCGCAAAAAACUAUGGUUGGCGAUCGCCAAGAAGGUUAUUUCGCAGUCAUCAGGAAUCAAGACGGCUAUCGAGUUCCUGCGGAGGGUUGACUUGCUACGGAUAGAAGAUCUCAUUCCGUUUUUCCCGGACUUUGUGAUCAUCGACGACUUCAAAGAGGAGAUCUGCUCUGCGUUGGAAGACUACUCGCGCAAGAUUGACGAGCUCAAGCUGGAAAUGGACGAGUCGGAAGAGACAGCUGCACACAUCAAGACCGACAUUAAAGCCCUCGAACAGCGAUAUGCCAUCGUGGAGCCAGGCGAACGGUGUUACGUCUGCGGCUUGCCCCUCCUGGCGCGCCAGUUCUUUGUGUUUCCCUGCCAGCACGCUUUUCAUAGCGAUUGCCUAGCGAAGAAAGUCGUUGAGCUUGCGGGUAUGGCAAAGGGUAAGCGUCUUGGUGAACUGCAAAUGGAGGUUAGUAAGGGCACAAGCACAGGUGCCAAAAGGGAGAAGGCCAUCAAAGAAUUGGAUGCCUUGGUUGGGUCGUCUUGCGUGCUAUGCAGCGAGCUGGCCGUUAAGCUUGUCGACGAGCCGUUUGUAUCGGCUACGGACGAUAAGAACGAAUGGGCAUUGUAGAACUGGAGAUGUAGGAUGCAGAUACCACAGCUUCCACGCUAUCAUGACUACACAGUACCAAAGGCUCACAGCUUGCUGAUCGCUGCAUUGCACAAGAUUCGGGAGCGUGUUUGCGAGCUGGUCAAUGAGACUAGCAAAACUGGCCAUGCCCCUCUUGUUGUUUAUUGCAACUCGGGUCCGCAACACGUGAUGUGGACAUCAUCGUUCCGCAGCAGCUCAUUCGUGAUUUGUAACCACAGAUGCCCCGUAUCGUCAC